CGCGGUUUGAAAGGCCCGAGCCUUGCGCGCUUGCGCACUUAAAUGCGCGCAGGGAGCACCCCCUUCCCGCCCCUAACUCGGACCCUCCUUUUCCUUGGUGUCAGACGGAGCCCACUACGUUGACAUGCCGGAGAUCCGUCUCCGCCAUGUGGUUUCCUGCAGUAGCCAGGACUCGACCCACUGUGCAGAAAACCUUCUAAAGGCGGACACUUACCGAAAAUGGCGGGCAGCCAAGGCAGGAGAGAAGACCAUCUCGGUGGUGCUCCAGUUGGAGAAGGAGGAACAGAUACACAGCGUGGACAUCGGGAACGACGGUUCAGCCUUCGUGGAGGUGCUGGUGGGCAGCUCGGCCGGAGGGGCCGGGGAGCAAGACUAUGAGGUCCUUCUGGUCACCUCGUCUUUCAUGUCCCCUUCUGAGAGCCGCAGUGGCUCAAACCCCAACCGCGUUCGCAUUUUCGGGCCUGACAAGUUGGUCCGGGGAGCAGCCGAGAAGCGCUGGGACCGAGUCAAAAUUGUUUGCAGCCAGCCCUACAGCAAGGACUCCCCCUAUGGCCUGAGUUUUGUACGGUUUCACAGCCCCCCAGACAAAGAUGAGGCAGAGGCCUCACCCCAGGUGACCAAGCUCGGCCAGUUCCGCGUGAAGGAGGAGGAUGAAGGUGCCAGCUCCCUGAGACCAGGGGCCCUCUUCUUCAGCCGGAUCAAUAAGAUAUCUACUGCCACAGCGAGUGACCCGGCAGGACCCAGCUAUGCAGCUGCUACACUGCAGGCCUCUAGUGCCACCUCCUCAGCCUCUCCGGCCUCCAGGGCAGUAGGCAGCACCUCCAAGCCUCAUGAGUCCUCCAAAGGGAAGAGGAAGUUGGAUUUGAACCAAGAAGAAAGGAAGACCCCCAGCAAACAGUCAUCUCAGCCCUCACCAUCCACUCUUAAGAAACCCAAACUGCCAGCACCCACCCGUACCCCAGCCACCGCCUCAGUCGUUGCCCCAGCACGCGGGGCAGCGCCAGGGAAGCCCCGAGGAGAAGGCACUGAGCCCAGGGGACCCCGAGCUGGCCCGCAGGAGCUGGGGAAGAUCCUUGAGGGUGUGGUGGUGGUGCUGAGUGGCUUCCAGAAUCCUUUCCGCUCAGAGCUCCGAGACAAGGCCCUAGAGCUGGGGGCCAAGUAUCGGCCGGACUGGACUCCAGACAGCACCCACCUCAUCUGUGCGUUUGCCAAUACCCCCAAGUACAGCCAGGUCCUAGGACUUGGAGGCCGCAUUGUGCGUAAGGAGUGGGUGCUGGACUGUCACCGCAUGCGUCGGCGGCUGCCGUCCCGGAGGUACCUCAUGGCAGGGCCAGGCUCCAGCAGCGAGGACGAGGGGGGCCCUCACAGCGGCAGCAGCGGGGAUGAAGCCCCCAAGCUUCCCCGAAAGCGCUCCCAGACCAAAACCAAGCCCCCUCAGGCAGCAGGACCCAGCUCACCCCAGAGACCCCCAACCCCAGAAGAGACCAAACCCGCCUCACCAGGGCCCCAGGAAGAUACAGACACUGAAGGACAGCAGUCAGAAGGACAGGACAAUGGGGCGGAAGAUUCUGGGGACACUGAUGAUGAGCUGAGAAGGGUGGCUGAGCAGAAGGAACAAAAGCAGCCCGCUGGCCAGGGGGAGAAUGGCGAGGACCCAUAUGCGGGUUCCACGGAUGAGAACACAGACAACGAGGGGCCCCCGGAGUCUCCCAACCUUCCAGUUCCUGAGCUCCCCGACUUCUUCCAGGGCAAACACUUCUUUCUGUACGGGGAGUUCCCUGGGGACGAGCGGCGGAAGCUCAGCCGAUAUGUCACAGCCUUCAAUGGGGAGCUCGAGGACUAUAUGAGUGACCAGGUCCAGUUUGUGAUCACGGCACAGGAAUGGGACCCCAGCUUUGAGGAGGCCCUGGUGGACAACCCCUCCCUGGUGUUCGUCCGCCCGAGAUGGAUCUACAGUUGCAACGAGAAGCAGAAGUUACUUCCUCACCAGCUCUAUGGGGUGGUGCCCCAGGCCUGAACACACACAGGCACACGCACGCACACAUGCACACAACGUGCACACACGAGUUUAAUAAAAGUGACUUGGUUUGGAGCUGCUGCCCCUCACUUGGGAGUCUCCCAGAAUCUCCCAGAGGCUCCAUCUUUCUGUCUAAUGUUUGGUUUUUGCUUCCCCUCUGAGGGCCAGGUCUCUGGGCUGCCUGAAGACUCCCGUCCUGGGGUCCUGGAAAGAAUGAGGCGCUCUUUAUUGGGGCUGUCUUAUUGGGCGUCUGGUAGGGAAGAAGCUCUGUCACUCCUCCCUGGCCCUUCAGCCCUAUGGUAGCAGCUGGCAGGGAAUUGGGAAUCUGACACUCAGCCGGUUCUGACUCUCUGAGCCCGUUCUCAGGUCUUGAGGAUCCGCAGGCACCUCUGUGGGUUCUGGGCUGGAGGCCUGGGUGCUUAUGAGGUGUGCCUCUCUCUUAAAGUCUCAGCCCCCCCGGCCAGGGAUGUCUCCCUUUCUUCAGGGCUUUUAGAAGUAGCUCUGUAACUAUUACCAGCACGGUUUUACACCGCACCUUACUUGGGAGGUAGAAUGGGGGGAAGGAACAUUUUAAUCAACCCACCCAAAUCCUGAACCCCUUCAAGGCUCUACUUCAUUUAAGGUAGGAGCUGAGCUGGCUGUUAGAGACUCGGCAGAAGAUGGGAUGGCAGUUUAGGCAGGAGUCCAUGGCCUGGUUCAAAGGCCAGGAAAUGGGAACUAGCUUCAUGCCUGGGAGCAAUUGAAAGAGCAUUGUCACCUUUGGUGAAGAGGCUUGAGGGGCAGAUCUGGCUGGAAAGGUGGGCAUAGUCCUUGCAGCUGGUAGCCAUGGACAUGGGUGGCUAUUUAAAUGAACGACAAUGAAAUGAAAGGAAGAAUUCACUUCCUCAGUCACACAGGCCACAUUUCAAGUGCUCAGCGGCCACUGUACUGGACAGCACAGACCAUUUCCAUCACUAGAAAGCAGAAGGAUGAGGCUGUCCUGAAGGGCUGUCAAUGCCAGGCCCAGAACCUUGCACUUCUCCUGGGGCUGGGGGAGUUAGGAAGGGGUUUGAGCAGCACAAAGGGCGGAUCUGCCCUUUGGGUUUGGGACCUGCCCUUUGGGUUACCUUUUCUUUCCAACUUUUGCCUCAUUAGCUAACCAAGGGCCACUAAUCUCAAUCCUUUCCCUUUCUUGACCUUUCUUUGAAGGUGGUAUUAGACUGCAUUCAUUCAUUCACACAUGUACUGAUCACUCACUGUAUUAGUUUCCUAUGAAUGCUGUAACAAAUUACCACAAACUUAGUGUCUUAAAUCGACACUAAGUUUAUAAUCGAGGUCUGGAGGUCUGAAAUCAGAAUUGGGUCUCACUGGGCCACAAGUCAUGUGGUAGGCCGGCCUGAGUUUCUUUUGAUGGCUGUAGGGGAGAAUCUGCUUUCUUGGAUUUUCCAGCUUCUAGCACCUGCGCACUUUCCAUUCCCCUUUCGUGGUCAAAGGCAGCAAAGGCCAGGCAAGUCUCACAGUUCAUCACUGACUGAAUCUUCUGUCUCCUUCCGCGUUUAAAGACUUGUGAUUACGUGGAGCGCCUGGAUUAUCUGAGAUAAUCUCCGUUAUAAAGUCAGCUAAUUAGCAACCUUAAUUCCUUCUGCUACCUUAGUUCUUUGCCACAUAGCCUAUUCAUAGGUUGCAGGGAUGUGGGCAUCUGUGGGAGGCUGUUGUUCUGCCUACCACACCCUCCAUGAGUGAGACAGGGGCUGCAGUGUGAAAACAGACAGCUGUCCAUGCUCCCAUGGGGCUGACAUUCUGCUGGGGAGGGUGCGCGGCGGGGAGAGACGGUGAGUGUGU
Rhinolophus ferrumequinum (greater horseshoe bat) is the source of this 3838-nucleotide messenger RNA. RefSeq names its product X-ray repair cross complementing 1 (gene XRCC1). NCBI's taxonomy places the organism in Eukaryota, Metazoa, Chordata, Mammalia, Chiroptera, Rhinolophidae. Gene Ontology annotation, biological process: double-strand break repair via nonhomologous end joining; base-excision repair; single strand break repair. The coding region runs from base 125 to 2017 and encodes 630 amino acids. The transcript is spliced from 17 exons. Gene Ontology annotation, molecular function: damaged DNA binding. The record is from RefSeq and is a predicted model, not a curated record. Gene Ontology annotation, cellular component: nucleus.